Sorghum bicolor (sorghum) is the source of this 1123-nucleotide messenger RNA. Its product is annotated as MADS-box transcription factor 17. Lineage: Eukaryota; Viridiplantae; Streptophyta; Magnoliopsida; Poales; Poaceae. The transcript has 8 exons. The coding region runs from base 55 to 762 and encodes 235 amino acids. Gene Ontology annotation, molecular function: DNA-binding transcription factor activity, RNA polymerase II-specific; protein dimerization activity; RNA polymerase II cis-regulatory region sequence-specific DNA binding. The record is from RefSeq and is a predicted model, not a curated record. Gene Ontology annotation, biological process: positive regulation of transcription by RNA polymerase II. Gene Ontology annotation, cellular component: nucleus.
AAUUUGUGCUGGGGACCUGGAGACAGGAGAUCGAGGCGCGCGAGCGAGGGCGAGAUGGGGAGGGGCAGGGUGGAGCUGAAGCGGAUCGAGAACAAGAUCAACCGCCAGGUGACCUUCUCCAAGCGUCGCAAUGGCCUCCUCAAGAAGGCCUACGAGCUCUCCGUGCUCUGCGACGCCGAGGUGGCGCUCAUCGUCUUCUCCAGCCGUGGCAAGCUCUACGAGUUCGGCAGCGCAGGGGUAAAUAAGACUUUGGAAAAGUACCAUAAUUGUUGUCACAAUGCUCAAGAUUCCAACACUAGUUUUGGUGGUGAACCUCAGAAUUGGUACCAAGAAAUGUCAAGGUUCAAGGAUAAGCUUGAAUCGCUCCAACGCUCUCAGAGGCACAUGCUUGGUGAGGACCUUGGGCCCCUGAGCAUAAAGGAGCUGCAGCAACUGGAAAAACAACUUGAAGAUUCUCUGUCACAGGCUCGACACCGGAAGACUCAAAUGAUGAUGGAACAGAUGGAUGAGCUUCGUCGAAAGGAGCGCCAACUUGAUGAGCUUAACAAGAAACUGAAAAACAAGCUGGAAGCAGAAGGUUGCAGCAACUACAGGGGCGUCCAAACAUCCUGGGCUACUGACGCAGCAAUAACCAGCGACAGCGGGGCACUUUCCACGCCAAAUGCUGAACCACCAGCUGCUGCUGUGGACUGUGAACCCACUCUGCAAAUCGGGUUCGUUGCUGCUGAGGCAGCAGCCAAGCCAAGACGAAGUAAACACUGAAGGAGGAGAGGAGAACAACCACUUCAUGCUCGGUUGGGCCCUUUGAGUUGUUCUCGAUCCAUGGAAUUCGAAGCAACGAAUUAAUAAAGAUGUCGUACGUUUAGUAUGGCAAACCAUGAAACUUAAUUAUAUCGUGAUAUAGUCUGAUACCAUGAAUUGCAUGCUGGCCCUAGCUGAUGGUAUGCACGCACUGUUCUCUCUGACAAUCAUAUGUGCCCCCUAGCUUCUCUUUUGUUCAGAACUGUGCUAGCUAGCCUUUUCCUUGUCCUUUGAUUCUUGGAUUAGAAUCAACACUUCAGUUCAAGGGCCUAUUAAAUGGAGCGUACUCUAUGUACAUAGUGUUGCCUUCAUCUCAAUCGGC